Lepisosteus oculatus (spotted gar) is the source of this 1993-nucleotide messenger RNA. RefSeq names its product activating transcription factor 4a (gene atf4a). Gene Ontology annotation, molecular function: DNA-binding transcription activator activity, RNA polymerase II-specific; RNA polymerase II transcription regulatory region sequence-specific DNA binding. Gene Ontology annotation, biological process: regulation of transcription by RNA polymerase II. The record is from RefSeq and is a predicted model, not a curated record. NCBI's taxonomy places the organism in Eukaryota, Metazoa, Chordata, Actinopteri, Semionotiformes, Lepisosteidae. Gene Ontology annotation, cellular component: nucleus; ATF1-ATF4 transcription factor complex; ATF4-CREB1 transcription factor complex.
CUGCCACAUUUCUGCCCUUGAAGAACAAGAAGAAGAGAGUCGUUUUCAGAUCCGUGACACGAGCGGCCCCGCUCCCCACCCCACAGCAAUGGCAGUAUAACGGCGUGCAGCGGCCCAACCAGCAGCGGCAAACCCGGCAGUGCAGCGGCGAAUUGCACUGGCUUUAUAUUUGGCAAACAUGGCGUCCCUCAAGGCAACCCUCAGCACUGCUGCAGUCGACAGCACAGAAGACCGGCUCGACUCCCCGUCACCAGCAGACCCCUCGGCGCCCCCCCUCUCUCUGCCCGCCUUGUUGCUCUGCCCCGCGCUGACCAGCCAUGCUGUCGCUGAGCGCCCGCCUGGGGCUGGAGGAGCCCCUGUGGGACCAGCCGUUUCUGACGGCUGACUCCCUGGGCUCCCUCCUGGGUGAAGAGCCUCUGGAGGGGGCGCCUUCGACCCCCUCCGAUGCCUCUCUCUCUCCCUCCUCCUCUCCCUCUUCCCCCUCUCUCUUCGGCUGCCCCUCUCUGGGCAAGGCUGAUGAUGACCUGGGCCUCCACUGGCUGUCCACUGGCACGCUGCUGGACGCCACCGCUGUGAGCAGCGGGAAAGAGUCGGAGGAUGCCUUCUCCGGCAUGGAUUGGAUGGCGGAGAAGAUUGACCUGAGCGAGUUCGACCUGGAUUCCCUGAUGGGCUCCUGCGCGUCGGACGACCCUCCCAGCUCACCGGAGGAGCUCAUCGCUUCCUUGGAGAACGACCUGGACCUCGACCUGGACCCCCUCCCUCUCCCCGACCCCCUGCCCGCGGUCGGCGCCGGCGGCCCCCUCGUCCUCUCCGACACCCAGCAGGACGUGGCCGUUGCCCUGCCUGAGCUCCUGCUGCCCCUCCCCCUCCCCCUGGGGGGGUCCGUAUCGGAGCCCCUAGCCCCGGCGGAGCCCGAGAUCAAGAACGAGCCCGCGUCCCCCCCUUCCCCUCCGGAGCCCACCUUCACCCUGGAGCUGGGCAGCGAGGUGGACGUGUCCGAGUGCGAGAGGCUGGGCGCCGGCCCCCCGAAGCUGGCCGUCCUGACCCUGUCCGCCAACCAGCUCGUCCUCGUCCUGUCCGCCAAGGGGGAGACGCCACCCCCGGACGACGGCUGCCCCUCGGACAGCGACAGCGGGAUCGGCUCCGGCUGGGGCUCCCCGCGGCGCAGCCCCGGCCCCGAGGGCGGCCCCACCCCCCCGCCGGCGGCGGCGGCGGGCUCGGCCAGGGCCCAGCCCUACCCCUGCCCCUCCCCGGCCCCCCAGGACGGGCCGGCGCUGACCGGCAAGGUCAAAUCCGCCGGCGCCCCCAGGGUGGUGGAGAAGAAGCUGAAGAAGAUGGAGCAGAACAAGACCGCGGCCACCCGCUACCGCCAGAAGAAACGGGCCGAGCAGGAGGCGCUGGGCGUGGAGUGCGCCGAGCUGGAGAAGAGGAACAAGGAGCUGGCGGAGAAGGCCGACUCCAUCAGCAAGGAGAUCCAGUACCUGAAGGACCUGAUCGAGGAAGUGCGCAGCGCCAAGAGCAGGAAAGGCCGGAGCGCUGCCCCCCCCUGAGAGGGAGACGGCCGAUUGUCGUUGGUACAUUCGCGUUUGGUUCAGUUGUCAUUUGUCAGCGCCAAAACAGUCCUCCCCCCCCCCCACCUCCAACUUCAGUGAUAUUAAUUUCUCUGUUCCGAAUAAACCAUAAACCAUUUUUCACAGCCUUGAUAUUCAGCCUUUUAAUUCUCUCAGCAUAAUGGAUCACGCGUUCAACCCAAAUGAUGAAUAUGGGGCUUCCCCACCCCUCCUCUUUCUUCUUCAUUCGUUCAUGACUUGAGUCGUUCUGUACAGAGGUCUUCACUUAUUGUUUUUGCCUCAAUGUUAUUUAAUAGAAGUUGGCGUGCUUUUUGUCUGUAUAUAUAGUGACCUGUACUGCCCCAGGCCUUGUACAAACAUGCAUUUGGUGUUUUUCUGCAUAACGUUUUUUUUUUCUAAUAAAGCACUUAACAAAACGUUCA